Molecule: messenger RNA, 1556 nt
Organism: Pecten maximus
Lineage: Eukaryota; Metazoa; Mollusca; Bivalvia; Pectinida; Pectinidae
Exons: 7
Coding region: 92-856 (254 amino acids)
Cellular component (GO): trans-Golgi network
Source: RefSeq, a predicted model, not a curated record
CACCACUUCCGGUCUGUAGGUUGAAAUGUCCUAGCGGUGUGACUCUCUAAAACGGUGUCUUUGGAUUGUUAAUAGUCUAUCAAACGAAAGUAUGUCUGUAUUUAAAAACAGCGUGUUGACUGGGCAUUGUUUUACAAUGUUAAUUGUUUUCUUUGCGAUGUUCGUUUUCGUUGACGGAAAAGAAUGCUUGAAACGUAGUUCUUGCUCAUGUGUUCAGGAUGAUGGUGGUAUAGUCGACCUUUCGCCCCUUGCUAAAACGGAUGGAUCGGCUUGGUUUGCUUCAAUUAAAGACAAUUUCACCAUUAGUAACCGGUUUUUCUGGAACCCUUGCAACAAUUUCACUGAAGGCUCGUGUGUCGAUGUGGCGGUAUGCAGAGAAGCAUCCAAUAUACCCAAUUCAACGUAUUACAACGUGGGAACACAGGAUUCUGCCUUUUUUAUAUACAAAGAGGAUACAGAUUUAGUUCUAGGAUACCAAGGUGACGACAGUACAACUGUUAUUACCCUGUACUGCACAGCCAACGCAAUAGACGACAUCACGGUCAUUGGAGAGAGACUCAAUGGCUCAAAGAUUUAUGAAAUGGAACUGCGAAGUGUCCACGCAUGCGCGAUGUAUCCUAUUUCCCCACCUAAUGGUGACAGCGGUGGUUUGUCGGCCGGAUGGGUGGUAUUUAUAGUGUUGUUGGUGUUGGUGUGUGGCUAUUUCCUGAUAGGCACUGUCUACAACGUCGUACACAACAAAGCGGAGGGUGCUGACGCCAUACCUCACAUCGGUCUGAUGAUGGCCGGCUGUUCCUACGUUAAGGGUUGCUGUUCCAGCCAAGACAAGAGUCGUUCCCAGUAUUCGAGUGUAUGAUGGACGGAAGAGAGUAGAGAGAAGUCACGAAUGAACUUACUAUUUUUAUUGAACCAUGAGGUCAUUGACAAACGUAUUGAACAACAAUACAGCAGACAUUUUGUAUAUGGCAUUAGAGCGUACUUGUAAGAUAUAUGUCAUAUACUGUAAACAUGGAAAUUUACGCGAGUGAGAAAUUCAUGCUAAUUACGCGAAGGCCAUUCAGUCGCGAAAAUAAAUUCCUCACGCAUCAUUUUAUGAUUGGAACAAAUGAAAAAGACAAAUAUCUCGUAAAUACCCCCUGCGUUUAGAUUACCUAUCGCAAUCGCGAGAAUUUUACAGUAUGCCAGGCAUAUUUAUGAAUGCAAUGUUCACCUCAAAUGCUCAGACGAACCAUUGCUUGUUCGAAUUUUGUAAUUAUGUCAUGACAUCCGAAAGUAUUUAUGUCAUCAAAAAAUAAUUAUAAAUCCAAAAGUAAUCAUGUUAUCCAAAAAUAAUUUUGUAAUCUUCCUAAAAAACAAACAUGGCCCUUAUUUUGAAUAUCAAUUUAGAAUGAUUAAACAAAAUGUAAGAUUUAAUGAAUUAGUAAUAAUUAUGUUUUUCUUUGGCAGAUUAUACAAUUUCUGUAUUUUCAGAAUUUAAUUUUAUUUACAGUUAUUUGUUAAGUUUGUCAUUUCCUGUACAGGAAAUAGUUUGAAAUAUUAAAGGAUGUAUCAUGUUA